This is a messenger RNA of Diatraea saccharalis (sugarcane borer), 4674 nucleotides long. The record is from the annotation of a GenBank genome assembly. NCBI's taxonomy places the organism in Eukaryota, Metazoa, Arthropoda, Insecta, Lepidoptera, Crambidae.
AUGGCUGACUUAAGUGUUGAUAUAUCUAAGUUACCGGACGAGAUAAAAGAUAAACUAGCUGAGUUGGACUUGGAGUUGUCUGAAGGUGACAUCACACAAAAGGGCUAUGAAAAGAAGCGGACACGUCUUCUUACACCAUACAUUCCACAGCAACAGCCUCAAGAGGUGCGACAAGAGGCGGUCCAGCAAGCGCUGGCGGAGAUGCAGAACAGGCCUAAACCCUCGUUGCCGAUGCCAUCUAAGAGGACCUCCAUGAUGGCGAAAAGUCCCGACAGGGAAAGGCACGACCUAUCAUCCAGUUCGGAUGAGGACUCGUGCGCCGGCGACAACGAGUUGCCUCCGCCGCCGGAGUUGGGCUCCCCACCAGCGCGUCGCCCCGCCGCUCCUCACCCUCGUUCCCACCCUCAACCUCUCCUACCACCGCAGUUGCACCCAGCACGCGAGCAAAGAGAAAAACUGCAGAAACAUGCACCCCGUGAGCGGACAGAGAUCGACCUCUCCGAUAUAACUACACAUCUACCGGCCUAUAUUCAGCCUGAUGUGACGCACACCACGUCUGGUAAUCGACGAGGAGGCGCGCUAGUUGCAGACCGAGUGCAAUGCUACGCGCAACCUGAGGACACCGGCACUGGCACUGGUCGGUGGAAGGUGUCAGCCAAAAUUCAGCAAUUGCUCAAUACAUUAAAAAGGCCGAAACGACGACCCCUACCGGAAUUUUACGAAGACGACGAUAUUGAAUUGGAAAUAGCCGCGAACCCCAAGGAUCCAAACGCGCCUAAACCGGAGGGAGGCACAAUGACCCCAGCGGUGGGGGAACAGUUGGUGGUGCCCGCUGGGCUGCCGAGAAAUUUGGAGGCUGCCCUACAAAGAUAUGGAACGGCAUCCUUUAAAGCUAACGUUGCAACAGUACUGGACCCCAAUGGGAAAAUGAGCAACUCUCUUACUUAUGGUAAGCUGCUAAGCCGAUCGUUGAAGAUAGCACAUGCAAUUCUGAACAAGAAUUUUACAUCCAAGACUAGCAGCGGUGGGCCCCUUACGGGGGAUAAUUCAAUCAAGCCCGGAGAUAGAGUAGCCCUCGUGUACCCAAAUAACGACCCCAUAAAUUUCAUGUGCGCCUUCUACGGAUGCUUGCAAGCUGGAGUUGUUCCAGUCCCGAUAGAAGUGCCAUUGACUAGGAGAGACGCUGGACUCCAGCAAGUCGGAUUCCUCCUUGGAUCCUGCGGGAUACAGUACGCUUUGACGUCAGACGCUUGUUUAAAAGGCCUACCGAAGACGUCGUCCGGUGAUGUGGUGUCGUUCCGUGGCUGGCCGUCCCUUCAGUGGGUGUCAACGGAGAAGCUGCCGCGGCCGCCGCGCGAUUGGAUACCGCCCCCGCGCCCCGCGGAGGACAGCCCCGCUCAUAUAGAGCACACCUCGGCGGCAGAUGGAUCCGCUAUGGGCGUCAUAGUUACCAGGGCGUCAAUGCUGGCCCACUGCCGCAUGCUGUCAGUGGCGUGCAACUACACAGAAGGCGAACACAUGGUAUGCGUAUUAGACUUCAAGAGGGAGACUGGGCUCUGGCACGCCGUGCUGGCUAGCGUGCUAAAUGGCAUGCACGUUAUAUUCAUACCUUAUGCCCUUAUGAAGGUCAGCCCGGCUUCCUGGAUGCACAUGAUCACAAAGUACAGGGCGUCCGUGGCUAUAGUGAAGUCACGGGACUUGCACUGGGGCCUGUUAGCGACGCGCGACCACAAGGAGAUUUCUCUUAGUUCAUUGAGAAUGUUACUCGUGGCCGAUGGAGCUAAUCCCUGGUCGUUGUCUUCUUGUGACCAGUUCCUCUCCGUGUUCCAGACAAAAGGUGUUCGCGGUGACGCCAUAUGCCCGUGCGCGUGUAGUAGUGAAUCUUUGACUGUGUGCGUACGACGUGCGGGGCGCGGGGGGUCAUCCGCGGGGCGGGGGGUGUUGUCAAUGUCCGGCCUCUCUUAUGGAGUGGUACGCGUUGACGCUGAGAACUCUCUUACAUCGCUCACAUUGCAGGACUGCGGUCAAGUUAUGCCAUCGUGUGUGAUAGUGGUUGUGAAAAUGGAAGGGCCCGCCUUCCUUUGUAAGACUGAUGAAGUGGGUGAGAUAUGCGUCUUGUCCGGUGCCACUGGGUCCGGCUACUGGGGCUUACCUGGUCUCACCAACACAGUAUUCCGAGUUAGGCCACUGGAUUCGGAUGGAGAGCCUAUAGGAGAGGAAUAUUAUGUAAGGAGCGGCCUUUUGGGAUUCCUGGGACCUGGUGGUUUGGUAUUCGUGUGUGGAUCUCGCGACGGUCUGAUGACAGUGACCGGUCGCAAACACAACAUGGACGAUAUCAUAGCGACAGUUCUCGCUGUGGAGCCCAUGAAGUUCAUAUAUCGUGGUCGUAUCGCUGUGUUCUCGGUGCGCGUUCUGCGUGAUGAACGCAUAUGUAUAGUCGCCGAGCAGCGACCAGACUGCGGGGAGGAAGAGUCGUUCCAAUGGAUGUCGCGGGUGCUCCAAGCGGUCGACUCUAUACACCAAGUGGGCAUCUAUUGCUUGGCAUUAGUUCAACCGAACUAUUUACCCAAGACUCCUCUGGGGGGUAUACACCUCAGCGAGUGCAAGAGGCGUUUCCUCGAAGGCACUUUGCAUCCGGCCAAUGUUCUAAUGUGUCCGCACACUUGUGUCACAAACCUGCCGAAACCGAGAGAAAUACAUUCGGAUGUUGGUCCAGCCUCUGUUAUAGUUGGCAAUUUGGUGCAAGGCAAUCGCUUAGCAUCUGCCCAAGGACGCGAUAUGGGAUAUACAGAUGACUCAGAUGCUGCCAGAAAGUAUCAAUUUAUAUCACAAAUACUAAGAUGGCGAGCGCAAAGCACGUCGGACCACGUUAUAUUUACUUUGCUCAACUCGAAAGGGGCCGUUGCCAAAGUGUUGACUUGCGCAGAAUUACAUAAGAAAGCUGAGAGAAUUGGCAACUUGUUAUUAGAGAAGGGUCGCGUCAAUACAGGGGAUCAUGUCGCGUUAAUAUUCCCACCCGGGCUGGAUCUCAUAUGCGCUUUCUAUGGCUGCCUUUAUGUUGGCGCCGUUCCCGUCACUAUAAGGCCACCCCACCCACAAAACCUCCACACGACCUUACCCACAGUGCGAAUGAUCGUCGACGUCAGCAAGGCCACACUAGUCCUCUCAAACCAAUCUGUGAUAAAACUACUCCGCUCUAAGGAGGCUAGUAACGUGUUAGACAGUAAAGCAUGGCCGAUAACCUUAGACACAGAUGACAUGCCUAAAAAGAAACUACCGAUCUUAUACAGGGCACCCACAGCGGAGAUGCUUGCAUAUUUAGACUUUAGCGUAUCGACCACCGGAAUGUUGGCGGGCAUCAAAAUGUCCCAUGCGGCCGUCACGUCACUGUGCCGCUCCAUGAAAAUAGCGUGUGAAUUGUACCCCUCCAGGCACAUAGCCCUAUGCCUCGACCCCUACUGCGGCCUAGGAUUCGCUCUGUGGUGUUUGAGCAGCAUUUAUUCAGGACACCAUUCCAUACUCAUCCCACCUUCCGAAGUAGAAAUCAACCCUGCCCUCUGGCUGAGUGCAGUGUCACAAUACAAAGUGCGCGACACUUUUUGCUCGUACGGGGUGAUGGAGUUAUGCACUAAAGGACUAGGAAGCUCUGUAAACCAGUUGAAAUCCAAAGGAAUCAACUUGGCCUGCGUCAGGACCUGCGUGGUCGUUGCGGAAGAACGACCGCGAAUCAACUUGACGAAUUCAUUCUCGAAAUUAUUUUCCGCUCUCGGUCUCAGUCCCCGUGCCGUGUCCACGUCCUUCGGUUGUCGUGUGAAUAUAGCUAUAUGCUUACAAGGCGCUUCUAGUCCCGAGCCGUCUACAGUGUACGUAGAUCUAAGAGCGUUGCGGAACGAUCGUGUGUCGCUCGUGGAACGUGGCAGCCCGCAUUCCUUAUGUCUGAUGGAAUCUGGCAAACUCUUGCCCGGAGUUAAAGUUAUUACAGCGAAUCCGGAAACGAAAGGUCAAUGCGGUGAUUCGCAUUUGGGCGAGAUUUGGGUGCAAUCGCCGCACAACGCGAGCGGAUAUUUCACGAUAUACGGUGACGAAUGCGAUUACGCUGACCAUUUCAGCGCUCAAUUAGUUACAGGAAAUACAGGGGAAGUGUAUGCACGGACGGGAUACUUAGGGUUUUUGAGGAGGACUGAGAUUACUGCUGUGAAUACUAGCGGGGACGAGACUUCGCUAAUGGCUCGUGAUAGUGACACGGAGUCGCUGGCGUCAGCAUGUGGAAGUGUCAGCGCCGUGUCAGACACACACGACACUCACGACGCCGUGUUCGUAGUGGGAGCUCUAGACGAAACUAUUAUGCUCAGAGGCAUGAGAUACCAUCCCAUCGAUAUCGAGAAUUCAGUAAUGCGCUGCCACAAAAAGAUUGCCGAAUGCGCCGUGUUCACUUGGACGAAUUUGCUCGUGGUCGUCGUGGAAUUGGACGGCAACGACAGUGAAGCGUUAAACUUGGUGCCGCUAGUCACCAACACGGUACUAGAGGAGCACCACCUCAUAGUGGGAGUGGUGGUAGUCGUCGAUCCCGGCGUCGUGCCGAUCAAUUCGCGCGGUGAGAAGCAACGCAUGCAUCUCAGAGACGGAUUCCUGUCCGACCAGAUCGACGCCAUUUAUAUAGCAUACAACAUGUAA